Molecule: messenger RNA, 2106 nt
Organism: Rhinichthys klamathensis goyatoka
Lineage: Eukaryota; Metazoa; Chordata; Actinopteri; Cypriniformes; Leuciscidae
Gene: sncgb
Product: synuclein, gamma b (breast cancer-specific protein 1)
Exons: 7
Coding region: 238-603 (121 amino acids)
Biological process (GO): chemical synaptic transmission; synapse organization; synaptic vesicle endocytosis
Cellular component (GO): cytoplasm; neuronal cell body; axon terminus
Molecular function (GO): cuprous ion binding
Source: RefSeq, a predicted model, not a curated record
UGUGUGUGUGUGUGUGGUGGGGGGUGUGGGUGGAGGCUGUAGCUGCAGCACGACUUAAAUGCACUGCAGCAUCCAGCAGGGUGUCCGUGUAUCCAUCUUUCCCGGCGCAGAAUCUCUCUGUAUUCCUCUCUCCUGUCAUCUGAAACUUUCAGCAUUUAGCCAGACACCGUCAGUCCUUGCAAACACUGCCAGGCCCAGUCCGUCUGCAGAGCACCAUAGUCAAAGUCAACGUCCAGGAUGGAUGCUCUAAUGAAGGGAUUCUCCAUGGCCAAGGAAGGAGUGGUGGCCGCCGCUGAGAAAACUAAAGCUGGGGUUGAAGAGGCAGCUCUCAGGACCAAGGAAGGAGUCAUGUAUGUGGGCAACAAGACAAAGGAGGGAGUGGUGUCAGGUGUAAACACAGUUGCCCACAGGACCACCGACCAGGCGAAUAUUGUGGGUGAAACAGCGGUAGGCAGUGCUAAUGAAAUGGGACAGAAGACAGCAGAGGGGCUGGAGAAUGUGGGUGCAUCAACCGGCAUGGUCAACCCGGAUGAGGCUUUAUAUGAGGGUGACUUCUCCCAUGGGGGCGGCAUGGAAGGAGGAGAGGGUGGAGAGGGUUAUUAGUCCAGAGGGCUGAAGCUGAAACGGUCCCCUCCCUUACCUCCGAGUUUCUGCUCCAAAGCCUCACCUCGACCCGACUCCAGAUGUUACCGAUAUUUUUUUGUGACUGUAUGGAAAACCAGAGUUGAAAAAGACUUUCCCUGAGCCCUGUAGCCUUUAGAUGUGUGACGCUUCCCCUCCUCUUCAUCUGUGGUGGCAUCAUACUGUUCUCUAGUGUUAUUGUCAUCCCUCUGCCCGUCCACACCUCAUCAGACACGAUCAAACAUACACCCUCACUCACUCCUUACACAAAAAAAUGGACAGGAACCGUGAAGCCCAGAGGCUGAUAACAGAGGUUGAGGUUGUGUUUUAGGACCAUGUCUGAAAAGAAAAAAAAAAGAUACCCGCAUGACCAGUAAUGUAAGAAAAGCAAUACAUCUCAUUUCAUCAGGGCAUGUAGCAAUGUGCGUCUGGAUCUUUGUGAGAUCAUAGCCAUUUUUCGAUUUAUUUAGUCUUGAAAAUGCUGCAAUGUACGCAAUGACAAGUUGUAUGUACAUUAAGAGAUACAUUACAUUCCUUUAGUUCAGUGUGUGUGCAGAAUAGAGUUACUGUGUGCUUGACCAAUAGACUUACCGUGUGAUUUGUUAGAGUAAGAACAAAUAUGUUUAUUCACAAAAUGUGAACGCAUACUGUAUACAUAGAUACUGUAAAACAAAAACAAAAAGAUUAUCUGUAUUGAUGUAGCUGUGCUAGACUUGCAUCUCUUCAUUAGCUUGUACAUGUGAGGUUUGGUUCAAUUUGCGAUUGAGUGAAAUGGGUCUGUUGAAAAAGGGUUUUUGAAUCCUUCGGCUGCUAGGACAACAAGAAAAGACAGUCUUUCGAUGUUGUGGAAAGAGAUCAAAUCUUCAAACACAUCCUGUUUCGUCCUGAUUUUGUUGCAAUGCAUGUGAAGUCGGUGUGCGAUCAUGAAUUUGUGAUGCCAAUGUAAAAGCAAUACUACAGCGCCGUUGCAAAGUUUGUCUUUGGUCUGUUCUGUAGCACUGUGCUAUAUGCUGACUCUAGGAACUAUGUUUUACCAAGGGAAUGCUAAGAAGUGUAGAUCUUUACUAAUAAGAUGACCGUCUUCAUCUUCAUUUAGCCUUGCCGUCAUGGCCACCCAAACCCGUCCCUGUCCUUUCACUCAACGGCGUGUUCAGAUCCACCCCAGGCUUGUGUCUGCUAGGUAACUAAGACAAAGCUAUCAAACAUUGCAGUUUGUUCUUUCUUUGAAGCCACAAAAAACUGAAGACUGCAUGUUGCCUUAUCAGCACUCGGAUAUUCACACACAUGCACACACACACACGAUCAAAACACAAAAACACACUCUUCUCAAGCUUUCUUUCUUUGAGCCUGUCUCUCUUUGCUCUCUCUGAAACACACACACACACACACAAACAAAUGUCCCACAUAUCUUUUAUGUUGGCAUCAAAGCAGGCAAGCUGAUUUUAUAAACUGUAUAAGUGAAAUAAAGAGUUUUGUUGAAAUCUA